AAACGUCUUCUCCUGCUGCAAACGUCUCUGGUCAAUGACUUAACAGCAACAAAGGAUGAUCAACAAAUUGAAUUUCUUAAUUUAUGCCUGAGCUUUAAUCGCUACCCCAUCAGAGUUUUAAGUCCCACUGAGGCAUCCGUAAUUCUAAGCUGUGGCCUGGAAGGUGAUGGAGGAGCCAGCUAGAGAUCACCAACCAUAAAGGCAGAGAGAAGCUGCUUCAAAGAUAUUAAAAUGAUUCGGAUCGCCGCUCUAAAUGCUGCUUCGGCAGCCGCCGAUGAGUCCCAGGACCCGCUGAGGAGCAGCAAAAGUCAGACGAAGGAGGCUCAGGAAGCCGAGGCUUUUGCUUUGUAUCAUAAAGCUUUGGAUCUGCAGAAACACGACAAGUUCGAGGAGUCUGCCAAGGCCUACCAUGAGCUGCUUAAAACGCCGCUGCUCAAAGAGGCCAUGCCCUCAGAGGAUCAGAGAGUGGGUCUGAAGCAUCCUGGACUGAUGCUAAAAUACUCCACCUUUAAAAACCUGGCUAGCAUGGCGGCGUCGCGCGACGACUUGGAGAAAGCGAUGGAGUUUUAUUUGGAGGCCGUCAUGUUGGACUCCACCGAUGUGAACAUGUGGUAUAAAAUCGGGCAGGUGGCCGUGCGGCUGGUGCGCAUCCCUCUUGCUCGUCACGCGUUUGAGGAAGGCCUGAACUGCAACCCGGAUCACUGGCCGUGCCUGGACAACCUCAUCACCAUCCUGUACACCCUCAGCGAUUACACCUAUUGUUUAUACUUUAUUGCCAAAGCCCUGGAGAAAGACCACUGCUACACUAAAGGCCUGGUGUUAAAGGAAAAGAUCUUUAAGGAACAGCCUUGUUUGAAGAGGGACACCAUGCAAAUGUUUACAAAGUGCGACGUGUCCAUUCAUUAUGUGGAGGUUGACGAGGAGGAGCGGCGAUCCAUCAUCGAGGAGGCUCUGGAGAUCAGGAGGCGAAGGCAGGCUCUCUCCCACUCCGAACCCAAACCGGACCUCGUCCUGAUCAAGCCUAUCCACCGCUUCUCAUGGAAGCAUGUUGGUGAAAGCCUUCUAGCGAUGUACAAACAUCAGACCACCUGUGAGCCUCCACGGCCCAGCCUGGGCCGCAGAAUUGACUUGUCGGCGUACCGUGACCCCAGCUUCCCUCAAAACCUUCCUCAGCCCAGCAGCCCUGUCAGUAUGGGUCUGACCGCCGUGCUGAGCAGCCCCAGCUCCUCUCUUCCACCGGUAGCCUUCAGUGAGCCUGCAGCCGCCCCCCAGCCUGCCUCUCAGCCUCAGCUUACCCUGGGCCAGACUACUGUGGAGGUCACUACUACAGCUCCCCCUGCUGCCGCAGGCAUGGAGCUAUCCCUGGCAGACAAGGCGAAGAAGGCUCCAAAAAGAAAACGCGCGGUGGAGGACAGCGGCGAGACGGCCAAACGCCGCUCGGCGCGCGUCCGAAACACGAAAUGCAAGAAGGAGGAGAAGGUUGAUUUUCAGGAGCUUCUUUUUAAAUAUUUACCUUCCAGGUUAAAGAAGUUUGAUCCGGAUAACGAUGAUGAGAGCCUGGGGAAUCCAGAGACGCAGCCUGAUGGGAAGGAUGACGUUCAGCCUUAUCAUGGAAGCUGCUUACCAGCCGACUCGGUUGAACUGAUGGAAUCUGAGCAACAAGAUGUUCACAACUUCUUGCUCAGCAAUAUGACCAAUGGAGGAAUCCUGGAUCUGAUGAUGCGCUAUCUGAAGGCAGUCGGUCAGAAGUUCAUGGAGGAGUGGCCGCGGGGGCUGACCGCCGUGGUGCUGGAGGUCUAUCAGACCUGGAGGAAACACAGCAUGGGCCUGCCCAACCCCCUGCUCAGGGACUGCAGCAACCAGCACAUCAGGGAGAUGCUGGCGAUGAGCUUAGCCUGUAUGGAGCUGCAGCUGGAGCAGUGGUUACACAGCAAAGGAAAGAUCGGUGGAAUGAGGAGAAAUAGUUCAGGACCGAGCAGUGAACUGUCGGACGCUGAAUUCCCCGGGCAACACUUCCAGGGCGACCUGUUGGUCCUGGCCCUUGGCUCUUCCCAGAGGGACCUGUUUGAGAAUGAUUGGUUAGAUGUCAUGGUGCGAGUCUACUGGCUGAAAGCUCGCUUCCUGGCUCUGCAGGGAGAUAUGGAGUUAGCCCUCGAGAGCUAUGAUGUAUGUAUAGGCCUGCUGCAGAGCAAGCCAAAGACGGCUGAGGGGAAACAUUAUACCAUCAACCUGCCAAACCUCAGAGUAGAUGCAGCUAUCUCUGUGGAGGAGAUCGACAAGAGGCUGAAGUCGUUGGAGCGCUGUCAGUCUUUAGAGGAGAUCCAGCGUCUCUUUGAGGCUGCAGACUUUGAGUCUGUUGUUCGCCUGCUCCAACCCACUCUUAACUAUGAAAGCAGGAGCAAAGCUCUGGAGUUUGUGAGCUCCACCCCGGAGCGUCCCGCCCAGCUCAAGUUAUUGCAGAACUCCCUGUUGAAGCUGCAGAACUACCAGCAGUGCCUGGAAUGCAGCGAGCUGGCUUUGAAUGAAGCUCUGCAGCAGCUCAACUCGGCCCCUGGAGGAUCCGCUCCUACCAAGGAAGAGUGGGUCAGCACCAUAAGAAAGCUGCUGGAUGGCAUCGAAAUCUGCUUCAGCAAGGAGCCGGACCUUCUGAGCAAAAUCCCUCACUUCUCAAGCAUGGCUCGACUAGCCAACAACCUCAUCCAGCUGAUUGAUCUCAGCAUGAGUACUUCAGACGAUCCAAAGGAGCCAUACUUCUUCUCAGUCGUGCCGUGGAUUAUUUUAUACCGGAUUAUCAAACACGAGGAGGCAGCUUUCGACUGCAUGCUUCGGCAGCACAUGUCUUUAGAUGACGACGAAGAUGAACCAGAGGCGCCGAUGCUUCCCUCCUCUCUGAUGCUUCUGAGUACAGCUCAUGAGUAUCUGGGGCGUCGAUCCUUAUGCUGCAGCUCUGAUGGGGCCCUUCUUAAGUUCUUUAUCCGGGUGCUGGAGAAGGAAUUUGCAGCUUCCACCAACAGUGACUCUCAUCCGUACAAGGAGGAGCUGGAGAUGGCCUUGGAGCAAUGCUUCUUCUGUUUGUUUGCCUACCCCAGUAAGAAGAGCAAAGCCCGUUACCUAGAGGACCACUCAUCUCCACAGGUUGAGCUUCAGUGGAGCGACGCUCUUUUCAUGUUCCAGUAUUUCAAACCAAAGUCGCUGCCUGAGUUUGACAGCUAUAAGACGAGCACCGUGUCCGCAGAGCUGGCCAACCUGCUGAGGAGAUUUGCAAACAUAGCGCCCCCAAGUGAGACCCCCAUCUUCACCAUGGAUGAGGUGGCGGCGUACAUCGAGGACAUGACGGAGAAGGUGCCGUGCCUUCCAGCAGGCAGCCCCCCUGCUCCCCCGAUCAUCGAUGAGAUCUACUAUCUGUUGGCUGAUUAUCACUUCAAGAACAAGGAGCAGUCCAAAGCCAUCAAAUUCUACAUGCAUGACAUCUGCGUCUGUCCCAACAGGUUCGAUUCCUGGGCAGGCAUGGCUUUAGCCCGAGCCAGCCGGAUCCAAGAGAAGCUCAAUUCCAAUGAGCUGAAAAGCGACGUCCCAAUAUGGAAGCACUCCCAGGCCGUGCUGAACUGCUUCAAGAGGGCCUUAGAGAUCGACAGCUCCAAUCUGUCCCUGUGGAUCGAGUACGGAACCAUAUCGUACGCGCUGCAUUCAUUUGCUUCUCGGCAGCUCAAACAAUGGCGGAACGAGCUCCCUCCAGAAGUGGUCAAACAGAUGGAGGAAAGAAGAGACUCUAUGCUGGAGACGGCGUUUCAGUGUUUCCAAGGAGCCUCCCGCUGUGAGGGUGACAGUGACGAAGAAGAGUGGCUCAUUCACUACAUGCUGGGGAAGAUCGCCGAAAAGCGCAGGGAGCCACCUGUUGAAUAUCUGCAGCUGUACAAAAAGGCGGCACAAUAUCUGCAUGAGGAAGCUGCCCGGUACCCACGGAAAAUUCAUUACCACAAUCCUCCUGACUUGGCCAUGGAGGCCUUGGAGCUGCAUUUCCGUCUGAGUGCCUCCAUCCUGAAAUUAUUACAAGCUACUGAGCCCGAUCUGGAUCACGAGCUUUUGUUUAACCUGUUGGUGGAAGCAGCGACCGGGCCGUUUGCAAAGGGGGAAGAGAAGAGCAUGCCAAGCUUACCAAGGUCCAAUGAAAAAGAGAAACCCCCUACCAUGACAGAAGAAGAAUUUAACUGCUCUACGGUUUGCAUAGGCACAGUCCGCAGCCCCUCCCUACCCUCGGCUGCCACCCCAGGUGUGACUUCCCCUCCUUACGUGGCCACGCCGUUUGACCACGAUUACGCCAAACGCAAAACACUCCGAAGGCAGCAGUGGCAGCAGCAACGGCAUGAGGAGCAGCAGGCUGAUGCCUCACCAGGGUUUGACCAUGAAUACUGCCUGCCCAGGUCUGCAGUAUGGCUGGCUUCCUUCAAUGAGCAAAGUCAGGACAGCGAGGUGGUGCUGCUCUCUGACUCCAACUCCACCCAGGAUGCCUUCACAGAUCCCGCCAGCUCCCAGGACACCAGUCACAGGCCCGCCUCCGUCAAAGCCAGCCCGUCGUCAUCAGAGAGCACCACCCCAGUGAAGGACAAGCAGCCCGCCACCGAGGAAGCAGGUUUCCACAGAGACCAAGCAGGCGUCCAGACGGAAGAGAAAGUCGUUCAGGAGAAAGUCGUGACCAUGGUGGUGGAAGCCCCUGACGGAUCUGCCCCUAAGGUCCCAGCGGACCCCUGUGUCCCUGCCCUCGCCACGCCACCGAAGCCUGCCGCCUCCCAGCAGGGCGCCGCUCAGAGCACGGCCAGCGAGGGCAAGAAGAAGCCCGAGCCCCCCGCUGAGUUGAUGGAAGUGCCCAAGGCUCUGCCGGUGGAGCGGUCGGAUCAGAGGCGGAUGCUGGUGGAGAUGUGCAUCCGUGCUCUGUUCCUCUGCCUUAGCCGCUUCCCUCAGCACUACAAGAGCCUCUACCGGCUGGCCUACUUCUACAGCAACAGCAAGACGCAUCAGAACCUACAGUGGGCCAGAGAUGUGUUGCUAGGAAGCAGUGUCCCAUGGCAACAGCUGAAGCACAUGCCAGCACAAGGACUUUUCUGUGAAAGAAACAAGACCAACCUGUUCAACGGAAUCUGGCGUAUCCCAGUGGAUGAGAUUGAUCGCCCAGGAAGUUUUGCGUCUCAUAUGAACCGAUCCGUCGUCCUCUUGCUGGAGGUGCUGUCUCAGCUCAAGGAUCACAACACUCUCCUAAAAGUCUCUUUCAUGCUGCACAAAAACCCUGACCAGGGAAAGAAAUAUUUACGGGAUGUUGAUCGCCAGGUUUUGGCCAAGAGAGCAUUUUUCCUAACUGUAAAAGUCCUGGAGGAGAAUCUAAGCAGUCUCACAGGGGUGUCUGAGCAGCUCCACAAAGCGCCUGCACCCUCCAUGGGGGAGAUGACCACAACAGACACAUCCAACAGGCCCAGUUCGGAGGACAGCAAACAUACGCUGCCUAAGAGGCCUGGGCUUCCAGAAGGAGCCUGUGUCACUGAUACCGGGCCUAGGGAAGCUUCGCAGCCUCAGCUAACCUCACCACCGCUGUCAACAGAUAAAGGGAGCGUAGCUCAGGAGGGCUUCCCUGGGAAAGUGGAAACUUCUGGGAAUGAAGGGAACAAAGCAGGACCGGAUGAACCAAUGGAGAUGGAAACGUCCCUCUGGAGGAAGCCUUCCACCAUCACAGACUCUCAGGGCAACCAGACGGGGACUGAGAUCGCCUGCCUCAGCGGCUUGGAAGCCCAGCAGAAGGCGGCUGAGAUCAGCCGGGCGCCGGAGCUGUCCCUGGAGGAGCUGAGCAUCAGUUCACGGCAGCAGCAGCUGCAGGCGGCCGCGCCGAAAGCCGCGGCGGCGGCAGGUGGGACUGAUCAGGCCUCACAGCGGAAGCCAAACAGGAAAAGGAAACUUAUAGAGGAUGUAGAGUCUGGAAAAACCCUGCUGCUUGAUGCCUACAGAGUGUGGCAGCAAGGGCAGAAAAUCAUGACCUACGACCUGGGACGCAUCGAGAAGAUAAUGUCUGAGACCUAUAUGCUCAUCAAGCAGGUUGAUGAAGAUGUAGCUCUGGACCAAGCAGUGAAGUUCUGCCAGAUCCAGCUGGCUACCUCGGCACAAAGACAGCAGUCCACAGGCGACACCCCGACCACUCCCAAAUACACCAAGGAGCACAGAGACCUCUUCUUCCCCGCCUCCCUGCCAACGCCCGUCCUGGUCAGCCACACCGCCUGCCACCCGCUGCCCGGCCAGGACGGCCUGCCCAGGGCGGCCGGUGAGCCCCUCAGCAAGAUGUCCAGACCUCAGAGCUCAGGCUUCCAUGAUCAUCAGCAGCAGCACAGAAGAGCAGGUGGCCAGUCUGCUGCAGCCAACACGUUCCUCCCACCUGCAGAGGAGCGGGAGGAGCCCUCAGAGGGGCUGCUGUACCGCCAGCAGGAGUCCCACCUCUGUCAGCAGAUGAAACUGGCCACCGUCUCCCAGGGGAAAGAAGCUCCAGCUGGUUGGUUUCAGGAGGAAACUGCAACAUGUAGCUCGACGCAAACUUGUUCAGGAGUUAAAAACGUUCUUCCAGAACGUCCUCUUAAAACCUCCCUCCCAGACCAGCAGCAGUAUGCCAGCAGCGAGCAGUCCAAGCUUCCAGACCCAAGCCGAAUCCGCUCCAAAGUCCCAGCAAACAUGCCAAAGCUUCUCAUCCCUUCCACCGUCACCAAGUUCCCUCCAGAAAUCACAGUAACGCCUCCGACGCCCACGCUGCUCUCCCCUAAAGGCAGCAUCUCAGAGGAAACCAAGCAGAGGCUGAAGAACAUCAUCUUAUCCUCCCAGUCUGCGGCCACGGUGAAGAAGGACACCCUGACCCAGCCGGUGCUGGAGGUGCAGGAAACGUCCAGCCAGGAGUCGUCUCUGGAGAGCGAGUCGGACGAGGAGGACGACUACAUGGACAUCUGAGCUGAAAGCGAACUCCAGUAUCGACUGGAUCUUCCUCUGUUUUUCUUUUCUCUUUGAGAACGUGUUGAUUCCUCAGCAGCCGUCGACGCUAAUGUUCCCUCACGUGCCAUUAAAGGACAGACGAUGGCAGUAUUCCCAGCGCCCACUGCUGGACGUGUCGCUCCAUCAGACCUCUGUCCCGCAGCAUGACUGAAAUGUGCCAUGGCUGCAUAUCACAUCAGCUUCUACCACUCUCUUGCUUUACUCCCAAAAAAAAUAAUUUAAAAAGGACAGACUUUGCCUUUAACAGCUACCAGCGACAUGUUUAUGCAUCUUUUUUUGAUGUUUUGUGCUAAUUCCUUGCAGCUAACCGCUCGUCUUGAGCUCACCUACGGUGAGGUGCCUCGGUUCGAACCCGACACCCAGCAGCAUGCACUUUCUGUCGUCCACUGUUUACUCCGGCAUUGCUACACGAUGCAUUACGAAGACAGGCGGCCGCCAUGCCGGCUAACGAUUCGCCAAGCCUCAUAACCUGUAGCAGACUGAAGAUGUUUACACUGAACACUUUUCAGCUGGCAUUUAACUUUGGGCUUCUGUUCUGGGUUUUUUUGUACCGAACGUAUUUCUGGUAUUAUUUCCUCUCCUGUGUGCAUUUGUAGCUACGGAAACUCUUCUCGCCAGGAUGACGCCCUGUCACCAGCACUGAUCGGACAUCAAUGAGAACCAGAGGCUUUCAGCAAAAAAAAUAAAAAAAUAUGAGGAAUGUUGGGUUUUACAGCCGAGGUAAGAGGAGCCGAUAUGCAUGGCGAUGAGGACCCUCCCCUCCCGAUGCCUUUUCCCACCGAACUCAUUCAAGGAGAAUUUGUCACAUUUCUCGCCUAUCUCAGAGGAAGACACGCAGAAUGUUUUUUACCGAUAGUUUUCUAUAAAGAGAGAGAGAGACUGGUGUGUCUCGGGCAGCCGCGUGUGAUCGUUUUUAAAGACAAAGGGCACAAAGAAAAAAAAAAACAGCUUUUUGUUCUGUUGUUUAUUUGUUUGGGGGGGAUGGGGGGGUGCUGAAGUCCUGAGACCACUCCAGUAGAAAAUAUUCUCUGGUUCUGAACUGAACGAAUCAUUGAUGUCAAACCAAAUAUAUAUAUUUGAGAAACACGUUUGUUGUUUUGAUUCUUUAAACCAAAUCAAACCUCUUCUCGUUAUUUGAAUGUAUUCAUAGUAUGAAGGCAACUCAAUAAAUUAUU
Molecule: messenger RNA, 8189 nt
Organism: Cyprinodon variegatus (sheepshead minnow)
Lineage: Eukaryota; Metazoa; Chordata; Actinopteri; Cyprinodontiformes; Cyprinodontidae
Gene: cabin1
Product: calcineurin binding protein 1
Exons: 39
Coding region: 232-6972 (2246 amino acids)
Biological process (GO): chromatin organization
Cellular component (GO): nucleus
Molecular function (GO): protein binding; nucleosome binding
Source: RefSeq, a predicted model, not a curated record